AUGACUGACAAUUAUAAAGGUUGGCACGAGCAGUUGCCUUAUGCUUUACUGGGAUACCGAACUACGGCCCGAACUUCAACAGGAGCAACUCCAUACCUGCUGGUCUAUGGAACUGAAGCAGUCAUACCUGGUAAAGUUAAGAUACCUUCUCUGAGAAUCAUUCAAAAAGCAGAAUUAGACAAUGCUGAAUGGGUCCGAGCUCGAUAUAAGCAAUUGGCUCUAAUUGACGAGAAAAAGAUGAUUGUCGUAUAUCACGGUCAGUUGUGCCGACAGAGGAUGGCAAGAGCCUUCAACAAGCGAGUCAGGACUAGACUCUUCCAUAUUGGGCAAAUGGUGCUCAAAAGAAUUUUUCCACAUCAAGAUGAAUACAAAGGGAAGUUCGCUCCAAAUUGGCAAGGUCCUUAUGUGGUCCGUAAAGUACUCUCGAGAGGAGCGGUAGUAUUGGCAGAAAUGGACGGACAAGAUCGGCCAAAGCCAAUCAACUCAGAUGCAAUCAGGCGCUACUAUGUGUGA
Messenger RNA from Lycium barbarum (goji berry), 513 nucleotides. RefSeq lists its product as uncharacterized. Gene Ontology annotation, molecular function: nucleic acid binding. The record is from RefSeq and is a predicted model, not a curated record. Lineage: Eukaryota; Viridiplantae; Streptophyta; Magnoliopsida; Solanales; Solanaceae. Bases 1 to 513 code for a protein of 170 amino acids. The transcript has a single exon.